Molecule: messenger RNA, 6328 nt
Organism: Thecamonas trahens ATCC 50062
Lineage: Eukaryota; Apusomonadida; Apusomonadidae
Exons: 2
Coding region: 97-6084 (1995 amino acids)
Molecular function (GO): protein binding
Source: RefSeq, a predicted model, not a curated record
CACACACACACACACACACACACACACACCUCACACACACAUACACACCGCCACAGCCACCACCUCAACCACAGCCACCUUGUUGUUGUCGGGAACAUGUCGUGGCGUCCGUCGGGAAGGAGCUCGUCGUCGACCGCAGGCUCGUCUUCCACCACUUCUGCUGCGCAUGGUGGUGCGGGGAACAGUAUCCAUGCUGCCGCACGGGAGAAUGAUGUCAAUAGGCUGAGGGGCAUGCUGGCCAUGGGUACAGAUCCCAAUGCCAGGCUAUCAUCCUCGGCCGCUACUCCGCUUUAUGCUGCAGUGGAACGCAACUCGAUUGAUGCGGUGCGCAUGCUGCUCGGCACGCCAAAUGUCGACGUCAAUGCUGCCAAGACGGACGGCUGGGCCCCGCUGCUCACAGCCUCUCAUCAGGGCUUUGUCGAGUGUGUUCAGCUGCUGGUCGACGCUGGCGCGAGCCUCAACAACUGCAACAGAAACGGCGCUACCGCGCUGUACGUCGCCUCGCAGAAUGGCCAUGGUCAGGUUGUCCAGAUCCUGCUCGAUGCCGGCGCAGACGCGUCCAUCGCCAAGUCAACCGACGGCUGGACCCCGCUGCUCAUCGCUGCCCAAAAGCCGCACCUUGCCGUCGUUGACAUCCUCAUCGCCCAUGGCGUGGCCCUCAAUCAGCAGAACAACAACGGCGCAACCGCCCUUUUUGUCGCCUCGCAGUCGCAGAACGCCGAGGUCGUCGCCGCCCUCAUCGCCGCAGGCGCUGACAUCGACAUGGCCAAGAACGACGGUUCCACACCGCUCUACACCGCGUGCGACAAGGGCGGAAACUCCAUUGUGGGCGCGCUCCUCGCUGCGGGCGCUAACCCGCGCAUCUCAAAGUCUGACGGCUGGUCCUCGCUUCUCACUGCAGCCCACCGCGGCCACAUUGCCGUCGCCCAACUUCUCCUCGAUGCUGGCGCGUAUGCCAACUGCGCAAACUGGAACGGCGCAACCGCCCUCUACAUGGCCGCCCAGAACGGCCACGCCGACGUCGUCGACCUGCUCCUCGACUUUGGCGCGGAUGCUUCCACCGGUAAGCACACUGACGGCUGGGCCCCGCUCCUCAUCGCCACACACAAGCCGCACGUCGACGUCGUCGACCGCCUCGUCCGCCGCCGCACCCCACUCAACCUUGUCAACCACAACGGCGCUACUGCGCUCUACAUCGCCGCCCAGAAAGGCAACCUUGAGCUGGUUCACAUCCUCCUGGAUGGCGGCGCAAACCCGAACAUUGCCAAGCACACCGAUGGCUGGGCCCCGCUGCACACCGCAUCGCACAAGCCGUUCCCCUCCUGUGUCUCUGCCCUCCUCGACGCCGGGGCAGACAUCAACGCGCAGGUCCACUCCGGCGCCACCCCGCUUGUCCUCGCCCUCGAGCGCGGCCACAACGACAUGGUCCAUCAGUUGGUCCGCGCAGGCGCAAAUUGCUCUCUCCGCAAGUCCGACGGUACCCACCCGGUCGUCGUCGCUGCCUCCUCCAUCCCCACCCUCGAGGCUUUCCUCGCCGUCGUUCCCGACCUCGAGGCCGCGCUUACCGCUCUCCGUGCUCACCGCCCGGCGCUCGCCUCCGGCCAUCGCCUCGACGCCAUCCGCGAGGAGCGCCGCAUCACACACAUGGACGACGUUCUCCCCGGCUAUGUCGACGUCUUUCCCGACACCAGCAUCCUCACGCCGGCUUCCGACUCUGACCCGGCCCCAUCGUCCGACGCUGCCGGUGCCAGCGCCGCCUCUGGCGACAACUCCGCCGCCGCCGCCUCAGACCCCGAGGCCGAUCCCAACUCGCUCCUCCCCCUCUCUGCGGCCCUCGACCUCGAUCUCGACACUACGCCGGUGCUUGACGCGUCGGCGUUCCCGCCUCUUCCGCACCUCGCCGAGCCGGCUGCACCGCCGGCUGCGGUCCUCGCCGCGCUCUUUGGCGUCGAUGAGACCGUCGUCCUGGCGCUCGCCGGCACCGAGCCCGCUGCUGAGCCCGCUGCCGAGCCGGCUGGCUCUACCGCAGGCAGCGCCGCCGCAGCGUCAUCGUCAUCCACCGCUGCUGCUGCCGCCGCUGCUGCUGCUGCCAACAAUGCUGACACGGCUGCGGCGCCGCGCGCCUCGCGUUUUCCUCUCAUCUCGGCCACCACCUGGGAUGAGGUUGCUGCGCCGCAAGUCCUCCUCACCAAGCCGACCAAGCACGUGGUUCACGAGCACCCGCUGGAGCUGGUGACCGCCAGCGAGCGCGUGGCCGUCUCGGCAGCAUGCUCGGGCUGUGGCUCGUCCAUCGCCGCCCACACGCCACGGUUCCUCUGCCCGCAGUGGUGCACGCCCAUGGAGGGCGGGUACGAGGUCGUGCUCUGUGAGACUUGUGGCGAGGAGCGGACCGAGUCGCUCCUCUCCACCACGCACUGGCACUACAUGCACACCAGGCGAAGUGCGCCGUCGGGCCUCGCCUGGCAGUGCGCGGUUUGCUCAGACACGCCGCGCGGCUCGCCGGUCAUGGCCUGCCUUGAGUGCCGUGUCUUUGUCUGUGAGCCAUGCUUCCGCCCGGUCGGCCGCGCAGAGGCGCCCGGCGGCCUCGUCGCCCGCUGCUCCGCCGCCGGCACGCUCAGCCUUACCUGGGAUCCGCCGCACAACGGCGGCUCGCCGAUCGAGGCCUACCGAGUUUUCUGCCGCCCGGCUGGCGCCCAAGCCUGGGGCGGCGGCGGGCUUGUCGCGCCCAAUGCCUCGGCUCUCAUCCGCGAUCUCACCCUCGAAGUCCAGUACGAGGUCAAGGUCCGCGCCGUGACUGGCUCGGGCGACGGCCGCGACUCGGCCACCGUCAACGCCGAGACUCGGUUUGUUCUCCCGCCGCCCAUCACUCACGUCGCCACCGCCGCUCGAUCCCUGCCAGGCGGCCCGGUCAUGGCGCUCGCCUGGCCCGAGCGCGCUGAGACCGCCGCCGACGAGCGCGGCUUUAUCGUUGGCUGGGACUCGAGCGAGGCCCUGGUCUUUGCCGCCCCUCUCCCGCCGGCAGCCCGCAACGGCAUUCUGCUUGGCGGCCUCGCGCCCGGCUCCGAGACUCACGUCGCCAUCGCGGUCGCCAACGAGCACGGCGUGGCGUACUCGGGAGAGCGGUUGACGCUGCGGUCGGCGCCGUCGCCGCCGAGUAGCAUCGAGCUGGCGGCCGCGCCGCGGCCCGGCGGUGGCCUCGCGCUCACUGUCCGGGUUCCUCCCGGCGCGCUCGGCCCGGCCGUCGAGUCACUCCGCCUCGACGCUGUUUCGAUCGCCGACGACGGAACGACACUCAGCGCGGGCGAGACGACGACUGUGCCGGCCGGCGACGCGGUCGUCCACCUCCCGACUGGCGUUUCAGGCGCUGUGCUCCAGGUGAGCGUGGUGGCAGUGCUCGGUGAGCUGGCGUCGCUGCCGUGGAUCACCCGCGUGGCGUCGGCUCCGGCGCACCCGCCGCCGCCGGUCGAGGUCGUCCAGGUCCGUGCCUCGACCGACGCCAUGGCUUUCAUGGUCACGCUCUCGCCGUUUUCCGGUGGCGCAGCUCUCCGCGAGAUCGAGCUGGUAUGCGGCGAGCUGGCGAGCUCCCACCCGGUCGCCACCCCCGGCGCCACCGUCGAAGUCACACUCGGCGGUUUGAAGCCGUCGGCAAUGGUCGACGUCCAAGUCUCGGUCGCCAACGAACUCGGCAGCUCGGCACCGGUCAGGCUGCAGGGCAUCACCUCGCCGAGUCUGGCGAACGUGGCGCAGUGCAUCGGUGACGGCGAGGUGAGCUCGGACUAUGCGGUGUACCAGCUCUCGCCGCCACCGGCCAACGCUGCAGGCGACUCGCUGCUUGCGGUCUCGGUCUUUGCCCUCGACGCCGAGACCGGCGCUGUGGUCGGCGCACCGCUCACCACUGCACCGCUCGACGGGAGUGUGGCGUACGUGCGGGCCGAUGGCCUCGCGCCGGCCACCCGGUACGGCGUGGUGGUGGCGGCGACGCCGCCGCCACACUUUGCGCACGUGGCUAUGAUGGCGGGCUCGGCCGCCGACCUCGCGGCCGAUUUCACCACUCUCUACGGGCCGCCAGCCGACGUGGCGCUUGUCGACGUCGAGGCCAACUCGAUGGUGGUGACCUGGACGCCGGUGGCGCCGGUGGCUAGCCUAGAGCUUGUUGGCUACCAGGUUCACGUCACAACGCUGGCCGAAUGCGACAGCUACCCGCCGCACCCGGCCGUGGUGGCGGCAGACGAGGCUCCGCGGCUGGCGCUGGACGGCCUCGUGCCGGGUACGACGUACAUUGUUUGCGUACGGAGCGUGUCGGACCUCGGCGCCGGCGAGGCGUCGGACGAGGUCUCGCACCCAACGUUGCCUGCGCCGCCACUCGAGGUGACGGCGGACAACGUGUCGGCGACGAGUGCGUCGCUCUCAUGGGUCCCUGCCCCGAUCGACGAGGGCGCCGUUUACGAGGCCUUUGAGGUUGUGGUCAACGGCGAACUGGUGGCGACGACGACGGCGCCGGUGGCCGAGGUCGACGUCCUGGCGCCGUCGUCGGUCUUUGACAUUGAGGUGCGAGCGCGGACGGAGCACGGCGUGUCGUUGCCGAGCGGCUUGGCCGUCACCACGCUCCCGCCCGGGGUGGCGCAGGUCGAGGCGAGCCACGUCCGCGAGCGGACGUUGGUCCUGACCUGGCAGCCGCCACAUGCCGGCGCGGUGCCGCUCAGCGAGUACGUGGUGUACCUCGCCGUGCUGGAGGAGGAGCUCGACAGCGAGUGGACCGGCUCCAUGCCGGAGCCGGACAUGUCGUUUGCGCGCGGCAUCCCGACUGGGUCGACCGAGACCUCGGUGGCGCUCACCGGUCUGCGGCCGGGGACCCGGUACGGGUUCCGAGUGGCGGCUGCGAGCGAGGCUGGCGAGUCGGACGACGGCGCCGUGGUGAUGGUCUCGACGCAAGCCGCGGCGCCGUCGCCGCCGCGGGCGCUGCGGAUCGUGGCCGCGGCUCCAGACGCACUCACCGUCUCGUGGCAGGUCCCGCAGUGGAACGGCGGCGUGGCCAUCACGCAGUACGACGUCCGUGUCACGCGAGUCCACCCUACGCCGGCCGGCGCCGACGACGGUGUCCGAACUGCAACUGUCAUGGCGAAUCCGGCCAACAGGCUCGGGUCGGUGACGGUGAGCGGGCUGCUGCCGGGCGCGGCGCACGCGGUUGAGGUCUCUGCGCGCAACGCCAUGGGCGUGUCAGGCGCCGCGAGUCUAAGCUCGGGCGCGCUGGCGCAGACCCGCGCCGGAGCGCCGCCGUUUGUCCGCGUUGCCGAUGUCGGCACCGACUGGGCCCAGCUCGAGUGGGCGGCUCCACCUGUGGCGCGGCCGGACACCGUAAGCGCGUUUGUGGUUGCUGUCGCCGGGCGGGACGAGAUCCGCGUCGAUGGCCUCUCGACGCGGAUAUCUGGCCUCCGGCCGGGCUCGAGUGCAAGCGUGGUGGUGAGCGCGGUGACGAGCGUCGGGGUCGGCCAGCCGUCGGCGCCGGUCCGCGUAGUGUGCCUCAAGGCCGAGCCCAUGCCUGUGUCGCUAGCGAUCGACUACGACAACGCGCACAUUGCCAUCGGGCACUCGCUGGUGGCGCUCAAGUGGGACGUGGUCCACGACGGGGGGACCCCUGUGCGGCAGUUUGAGCUGUACAUGGCCGAGGGCGGAGCUGAAGCGGUCCUCGCCGGGGUCAACGCGCAGGCGCCGGGAGUCUUCUCCUCGGUCUUCUCCUCGGGUGACCGCUACACCUCUGUCGAUGGCACGCUCUCGCCGUCGACGCAGUACUCGUUUGUGAUGGUGGCUCGGAACGAGGUCGGAGCCUCGGGCCCAUCCAACGUGGUGACGGUGACCACGCUCGGCGAGCACUCGUUUGAAAAGUGCAAGCGCUACCGCAACAAGCCAUGCGACGUCUGCCUGGAACUCCUCGAGUUUGGCCUGUUCAAGUCAGCCUGCCUCGAGUGCUCGUUGUGCGGCCUCGCGCUCCACAAAAGGUGCGAGGGCGACGUGGUGGCCGGCUGCCGCGGUGCAGGCGAGCUGGAGGAGGUCUCUGACGAGGACUCGGACUUUCUGGUGGUGUAAAAGCGUUGCAAGUUGCUUGGCUACAGAGCGUGUGUGAGCGACGAUGGCGCGACGCCCAUGUGGUUGGCGAUGGCGGUGAGCCGGGCGGCGUCCGCGGCCGCGCGCCCGCGCUCGAGCUCCGACUUGGCGGUGAGGGCGUCAGACAUGGAGGGGAAAGCAGCCCAGAACGACCACUUGCGGGUCCGGAGGAGCGGUGAUGGCGGCUGAACAAGGCCGUGGAUGACAGACAUGUCGGUGGCGUCGG